Molecule: messenger RNA, 2949 nt
Organism: Linum trigynum
Lineage: Eukaryota; Viridiplantae; Streptophyta; Magnoliopsida; Malpighiales; Linaceae
Source: the annotation of a GenBank genome assembly
GCCCUUUGUAAUUCCAGAUUCCCGAACCUUCAAAACCCCUUUUCCUAGAGAGCGUAGUCAAGAGUCAUCAUCUUCUUCUUCUCCAGUAAUGAUGGUUACUUCAGCGAUACCAAGCCACUUCAAUCUCAUCCCUCCGACGGUCCUGGAACACUCAACUGCCUUUGCUCCUGCAACGCUUAGGCAUCCCAAAACCAGAAAGAAGAAACCAUUACUUUCUAGCACCACCCUAUUCCACGUUCCUCGUGAUAACGCCAUGGUCAAAGAAUGCCCAAGUUGUCCUGUGCGCACAAGGGCAUCCAGUGAUGGUGGCUCCGGCCGUGAUACAACUCAUCAGCAGGAGUCUACUAACACCGAGACAGAGAAAAACAGUAGCUCAUCCCGCUUGGGGGACAGUUACAUUCCGUUAUUCAUUCGGAUGCUCGGGCUUGAUAAUGAUCCCCUCGACCGAGAACAAGCCAUAGUUGCAUUGUGGAAGUAUUCGCUUGGCGGAAACAAAUGUGUGGAUAACAUCAUGCAAUUUCAGGGAUGUAUCAAUCUCACCAUUAACCUUCUAAACUCAGAGUCUAGUUCUUCAAGUGAAGCUGCUGCGGGGCUUCUGCGCUCUAUAUCUUCGGUGAAUCAAUAUAGGGCCGUGGUAGCAGAAAGUGGGGCCAUUGAAGAGAUUAAUGGUCUGCUUAGUCAACCAUCCUCGACUUCCGAGGUUAAAGAACAAAGUAUAUGUACUCUGUGGAACUUAUCAGUCGAUGAGAGGCUCAGAACUAAAAUUGCAAGCAGCACUAUCCUGCCGUUACUUAUUAUGUCUUUGAAGAACCAAGACAUCAGAGUGAAAGAAGCAGCUGGUGGAGUUCUAGCCAAUUUGGCAUUGACUUCGUCCAAUCACAAGGUCAUGGUUGAAGCAGGGAUUAUCCCUAAGCUGGCUGAGUUCUUAAAAUCUGAUCCCGCGGAGGAAUAUAAGGUCAUCAGAAAGGAGGCAAGAAAUGCUCUUCUGGAACUUUCCAAGAAUGACUAUUAUAGACUACUUGUUAUUGAAGAAGGUCUCGUCCCUGUCCCACUGAUUGGUGCAGCCGCCUAUAGUUCAUUUGCUCCAUCUUUGCUUUCAUGGCCGAGUUUGCCUGAUGGGACCGAGAUUGAGCGUACAGCCAGAGGUCCUUCAAGGUAUGGUGCUUCUGAGUUACUCCUUGGACUAAGUGUUGAUGAGAAGAGUACUAACAUACAGGAGGCAAAGAUUCAAGCUAUGAUAGGGCGUUCCAAGCAACAAUUUCUUGCUCGGACUGGGGCCAUAGAGAUUGAAGAUAACAAAUUAUCAAUAACUAAUGUGCCUAGCGAGAGGCAGUUCACUCUCUUACCUUGGAUAGAUGGUGUGGCUAGAUUGGUUUUAAUCCUUGAGCUACAGGAUGAGUCCGCCAUAUCUCGGGCUGCAGGGUCAAUUGCAGAUGCAUCAAUAAAUGAGCAUAUGCGUACAUCUUUCAUGGAAGCUGGAGCAGUCAAGCAUUUAGUUCGGCUCUUGUAUCACAACAAUGAUUCUGUCCGAGUGCCUGUGCUAGGUGCUCUGGUGAGGUUGUCCCCUAGCUAUGUUGUUUGCCAGAAAAUUGAAGAAGAAGGUGUUAUGACUCCCUUGAUUAACUUCAUUAAGAACUCAAAGACAUCAAGUGAUUCUGUUGAAAAGGCAUUGGAUUUACUAGCUAGAAUUAUGGAUCCAAGUAAAGAAAUGAAAUCAAAGUUUUAUGAUGGACCAGUUAAUGGCUACAAAGGAAGAAUGGAUGAUGUAGGAGGCACUGAAACAUCUGUUGACACCGUGUCAAAUCUAGAUAACAGACUUGAGCUGCUUGACACUUCUGUCAUUGCUCACCUUGUUGAGAUGCUGAGGCAUUCAUCUCCAAGCUUACAGCGGAAGGCAGCUACAGUGCUCGAGUUUAUGGCAAAUACUGAUGCCGGAAGGAAUGCUGUCAUCUCAGCCUCUGUUGAAUCAGGUCUACAUGCUGCUUUUCAACAGAGUGCAUUGACUGAAAUAAAUUCUGAAGAUGAAAUUGAGGAGCUGGACAUCCUUGAAGUGGAAGAAGCUGGUCUUGUCAUAUCUGCAGCAUCUCAGCUACUGGCCAAGCUCCUUGACUCGGACCAAUUUCGCAACAGGAUUGACUUAACCCAGUUCAGUCAAUUGCUCCGCGAAAUCCUGAAGUCAAAUCAUCUCCCUCUCCAUCACAAGGACUGGGUCUCUGCUUGCCUGAUCAAACUGAGUAGUUCGCUCGGUAGUAUUCCUAACUACACACAAUUGCGACAAGAUCCCACCAUAAUCAACACUGAAGUAGUAACACUUUAUGAGACAAUCCCAAGACUAGUGGAGAAGCUUCUGGCCUCAUCAUUGUCCUCUCCCAUUGAAGAGAUCACUGCUGCUGUUGUGGAACUCAACAGAAUCAUCUCCGGAGGAGAAGUGGUUGCUGCUUCUCGAGCUGUUGCUUCUACAGGUGGCAUCUUUCCGUUGGUGAAGCUGCUGGAAAGAGGAGGGAAUGAUGAUGGGGUGGUGGUGGAUGCGGCAGUGUCAAUACUCUAUAACUUGAGCAUGGAUAGCGAGAACCACCCGGCAAUUAUAGCUGCCGGAGCAGUGCCAGUUCUGAGGAGAAUCAUUUUGUCGCAGAGACCUCAGUGGAAGAAAGCUCUGCUUCUGCUGAGGGCUUUGCCCACAUGAGAGGAAAAAACUAUUCCGAGGAAAUGGUGAGAAGAAUUCUCGACUCUCUUUUGUAAACUAGUGACAUUUGUCUCUGUAGAUUAUAUUAUUUGCACUUCUCAAAAUAAAAGAACCAUAGUUUGCGGGUUAGAUCACUUGAAUAGCAUUUGGUCAGGUUUAUUUUUGCGUUGUGUUUGGUAAAAACUAGGGUAAUCUCUUUUAUUAGUCAAAUCUUUUUUGUAUUCUUUUAUUAGUCAAACCGAUUGAAAUAAUUUUAAUUAGCCAAA